This is a messenger RNA of Aethina tumida (small hive beetle), 3162 nucleotides long. It is a transcript of the gene snu, whose product is annotated as ABC transporter G family member 20. NCBI's taxonomy places the organism in Eukaryota, Metazoa, Arthropoda, Insecta, Coleoptera, Nitidulidae. The coding region runs from base 259 to 2730 and encodes 823 amino acids. Gene Ontology annotation, molecular function: ATP hydrolysis activity; ABC-type transporter activity; ATP binding. The record is from RefSeq and is a predicted model, not a curated record. Gene Ontology annotation, cellular component: ATP-binding cassette (ABC) transporter complex; membrane. The transcript is spliced from 9 exons. Gene Ontology annotation, biological process: transmembrane transport.
UUCUUUGGCGGCUUCGACGAGAUAAAUUGAUCAAACGCACAGGUCGUAGUGAAGUCGGGCAAAAAACGGGACGAAUUAUAGUGUAUUGACAUACCGGAUUAAUUAUUAAAAUUUAUUGACUUCGGAUCCCUUUAACUGGCGAUUCAAGUUAUUAUUUUUCACAUUUCUUCGAAACUAUGAGAUCGUGAACGACCCCCGUUUUAGUAGUGUUUGUAGUGAAGGCCCAGUCAGUUCGUUCUUUGUCCACGAUUCCACGAAAUGGAUAAGAUGGAUAGUGUUACCGAAGAUGCUGGAUCUCCCAACAAUAUUAACGUACCGGCCAAUAAUAAUAACAACAACAAUAACAACAACAUUACCGCUGAUGACAAGAACGACAAGCUUCGUCGGAUGUUUAGUUGGAGCAGCAACACCAUAAGUGAGGGUUCAGCGAUGGGUGAAAGGGUAGAACCAGUGGUCCCUGGACCAGACUUAGUUGGUGUAAACGUUGAAAGACCUCCACUCCCUCAUCAACAGUCAUCAGUUUAUCAAAAAAGACAACAAGCAGUGUGCGUACGACAUGCCUUCAAACACUACGGCUCGAAGAAGAAACCCAACCAUGUACUUAGUAAUUUAAAUAUGACAGUAGCCAAAGGAACAAUAUACGGUCUACUAGGAGCAUCAGGCUGUGGAAAGACAACCUUACUAUCAUGCAUAGUGGGAAGGCGACGGCUGAACACCGGAGAGAUAUGGGUGUUGGGCGGAAAACCGGGAACAAAAGGCAGCGGAGUGCCGGGCAAACGUGUCGGGUACAUGCCCCAGGAAAUCGCCCUCUACGGCGAGUUCUCCAUCAAGGAGACCAUGAUGUACUUCGGCUGGAUCUUCGGAAUGGGCUCCAGCGAGAUCAACGAAAGGCUUCAGUUCUUACUCAACUUCCUCGAUUUGCCCAGUCAAAAUAGAUUAGUCAAAAAUUUAAGUGGUGGUCAACAAAGAAGGGUGUCCUUUGCCGUAGCGCUUAUGCACGACCCCGAACUACUUAUUUUAGAUGAACCGACCGUAGGUGUGGAUCCUUUGCUCAGACAAAGUAUAUGGAAUCACCUUGUCCAAAUUACGAAGGACGGCAACAAAACCGUCAUCAUAACGACGCAUUACAUUGAGGAGGCCAGACAAGCACACACAAUUGGAUUGAUGAGAAGCGGGAAGCUUCUAGCUGAAGAAUCUCCCCAUGUCCUCCUCUCGAUGUACGGUUGCCAGUCCUUGGAAGAAGUCUUUUUGAAACUGUCCAGGAAACAAACUCAAGGUGGAGUGGUGCCACAGACCGACAUGAAUAUUACAAACAACAUUAGCUUAGCAUCGUUAAAUUGGGGCAAAAAAGAUUCGAUAUCGGUGACGGAAGAAAGUGGAGUGGUCGGCCUGAAUUUUCACCAAAGCAAAGAAAUUUUAGUUCACGACAGCAACGGCCACUUAGAUAUGGGUAAAGCUGGUACAUCAAGGAGUAUAACGGAGGCGUGCGAGGACUGCGGCAAUUGCACAAACUGGACAACGACGGGCAAAAUCCGGGCCCUGAUGCAAAAGAACUUUUUGAAAAUGUGGCGUAACGUGGGCGUUAUGUUGUUCAUUUUCGCACUGCCCGUUAUGCAAGUAAUCCUCUUCUGUUUGGCCAUCGGCGGCGACCCCAAAGGACUCAAACUCGCCAUCGUCAACCACGAAAAGCCGUUCACGAACCUCACCUACCAGGAAUGCGACUUCGAACCGGGCUGUAAGUUUGGCAAUUUGAGCUGUCGAUAUCUGCACUCGCUGAACACGAGUACGAUGGUGAAGCAGUACUACGAGACGCCCGAGUAUGCCAAGGAAGCGGUUAGGAGAGGGGAAGCGUGGGGUGCCUUGUACUUCACGGAGAACUUCACCGACGCUUUGGUUGCUCGAAUGGCCCUAGGAAAAGAUACCGAUGAAGAAACUUUAGAUCAGAGUGAGGUUAGAGUGUGGCUCGACAUGUCAAAUCAACAGAUUGGCGUCAUUCUACAACGGGAUCUGCAGUUAGGUUAUCAAAAUUUUACGAAAGACUUACUUAGAGAUUGCGAACAAAAUCCCGAUCUUGCCGAAGUACCGAUUUCGUUCAAAGACCCGAUUUAUGGAUCCAAUCAGCCAUCGUUCACCAAUUUCGUUGCACCCGGUAUUAUACUGACGAUUGUUUUCUUCUUGGCGGUUGCCUUGACGUCAUCGGCUCUCAUCAUUGAACGGAUGGAAGGACUGUUGGACAGAUCUUGGGUUGCAGGGGUUUCGCCUGGUGAAAUUUUGUUCUCGCACGUGGUGACGCAAUUCGUGGUAAUGUGCGGUCAAACCGCACUCGUCCUCAUAUUCAUGAUCCUAGUAUUCAAAGUAGAAAGCAACGGCGACAUAAUUGUAGUUAUUAUCCUUACGAUUCUGCAGGGUUUGUGCGGAAUGUGUUUCGGUUUCGUAAUUUCGGCGAUAUGCGAGUUAGAAAGAAACGCCAUUCAGAUGGCCCUGGGCAGUUUCUAUCCUACGUUGCUUUUGAGCGGCAUCAUUUGGCCUAUCGAAGGCAUGCCCAUGUUCCUUAGAGGGAUUUCCACCUUUUUGCCUCUUACUUUAGCUACUUCGUCGCUCAGGGCGAUGAUGACGAGGGGCUGGCCCUUCACACAACCCGUAGUUUACUACGGAUUCAUCUCGACAAUAGCUUGGAUUGUAAUAUUCUUGUCGAUUAGUUUAAUGGUUCUGAAGCUUAAAAGAGGUUGAGCUCGUUUCAUAGGUUUAUAUUCAAAAUUUUUCACCAUUGCCCCAUCUUUGAAAGGGUGUCCACAAAAUUGUUUCACUUAAUUUUUAUCCAUUAUGGUUAUAGUCAUUUAUUUAUAAAUCCUUGCCCCGUUUGUAUAUCAUAAUUUGUAUAUGUCUUUUAGUUUUAAGAUUAAUUUUAUACUUUUAUAUACAAUUGCGAUGUCUCAAAUCUUCGAAAAUCAAAGGACUUUAGGAGAGAUAGGAAGACACUUGUAAAUGAAGAAAAAUUAGAGAAAUUAAAAAAUAUUAUUAAAAUCCUGCGAAGGUAGUUACUUGAGACAUAUAGCCAAUUUUACUGCAAAGUGCUCAAAUGUUAAUUUUUAUUGUUAUAGUUGGUUUAUUGAUGUAUGUUUUGAUAUGUGUAGUAUAGCAAUAAAUAAGUACAAAAACGGA